Molecule: messenger RNA, 1803 nt
Organism: Penicillium angulare
Lineage: Eukaryota; Fungi; Ascomycota; Eurotiomycetes; Eurotiales; Aspergillaceae
Exons: 6
Coding region: 1-1803 (600 amino acids)
Biological process (GO): amino acid transmembrane transport
Cellular component (GO): vacuolar membrane
Molecular function (GO): amino acid transmembrane transporter activity
Source: RefSeq, a predicted model, not a curated record
AUGGAAGACAACGAGAUCGUCCCUGCUUCCAACCAAGCCGACUUUUUGCCUGAUUACAAGGAAACCUUCCAGGCCCCUGAGCGUGUCUACGGUCUGGCAGCUCGAUGUGACCCGACUGUCACUUUUGAAGAAUAUGCGCAUUGGGCCCGUUUAGAGCGCGAAGAAGAAGAAGAAAAUAACCGAGUCUAUGUUGAAGAGCGCGGCACUCUGACAUUUUCUAAAGUGGUUAAGAAUCGCUUCUCUAAGGGUGUUCACCAUGAAGCCAAGAAGAGACAAGAGCGAGAAGCUGUGGCUGUUGCGCAGACUACUCAAGCCUCAAGCGAUUCAGAGGAUACCGACAAGAAGAUCACACAGACUACGGUCACUACUACUGACUUGGAGCCGGAGUGGAAAACAGCCGCUCGUGCACUACGAACAGCCAGUUGGGGCACAGUAUUCUUCCUGAUCACUACCGACAUUCUCGGUUGGUCUUCUUGCCCUUUCGUCUAUGCUAGUCUCGGAUUCGGACCCGCAACCGCUCUCUAUAUUAUAUUCGGUAUCGCCGCUGGUUUCAGUGGCUGGAUUCUCUGGAAAGUAUUUUUGCACCUUGACUCAACUCGGUAUCCUAUGUUGAGUUUUGGAGACACCUACUUCCGCGUGUUUGGUCCUAAAGCGCGUCAUUUCAUCAAUGUCACUCAGUCACUGCAGCAAUUCAUGACAGUUUCCGUGCUUGUUCUGGGCAAUGCUCAAACUUUGGCUCAACUGGCGAAUGAGAAGAUCUGUUUCGUUGUGUGUAUGAUCAUAUCCAUGGUUAUUGGUAUGUUUCUUGGUGGUAUUCGCAGUCUUCAACGCCUGGGCUGGUUAACCAAUGCCGCGGUUUGGCUGAACGUUGUCAGCUUCAUCAUUAUUAUGGUGUCUGCAGCCCACUUCGCUCCCGAUUACACCGCCGUCACCUCGUCAACACUGGUCACAGGUACUGGUCCUAUCAAGACCUUUGCUGGCCCCCCACCGGGUGAAUAUCAACAACAAGGCGCAGGUUUCAUUGGCCAAUUCAACGGUGUCGACGAGCUCGUUUAUAGUUAUGGUGGUGCUAUUCUCUUCAUCGCAUUCUUGGCUGAAAUGCGUCACCCCAUGGACUUCUGGAAAGGCAUGAUAAUCGCCCAGGCUUUUAUUUGCGUUGUCUACAUUAUUUUUGGCGCCUUCGUCUACAACUUCUGGGGUCAAUACGCCUCUUCCUCCAUCAACAACUCCGUCAAUCCAUAUGGCCUGCAAGUAGCGGGUAACAUCUUGAGUUUGAUUGUCAGCUUCAUCGCAUGCGUCCUCUACUUUAACGUCGGAAUGAAAACUGUAUAUCUUGAAGUUGGACAGGAAGUUUUCGGGCUUCCCGAAAUCUCAAGCAAGAAAGGCCGCUGGCUUUGGUACUUGCUUGGUCCGGUUUACUGGAUAUUCGCCUUUAUUAUUGCAGCUGCGGUGCCUAACCUGAACGGUAUUGUUGGGUUAGUCGGUGCUCUUCUUAUUCUGAACUUCACAUAUACUUUCCCCGCUCUCCUCAGCGUUGGCUUCCGCUGCCAGGUUGAUUCUGCACUUCCUGGCGAGGGAUUCGAUCCAGUCACCGGUAUCACUACUCGCCACGAUAGUGGGUGGAAGCGAUGGAGUCGUGGAUUCCGAAAGUACUGGUGGGUCAACGUUCUGAGUGUCUUUUAUUUCCUCGGAGGUCUUGCAUGCUCAGGAAUGGGCUCGUGGGCUGCCAUUGAAGGUUUGAUUGAAGUAUUUGGUCCUGGUGGCACAGUCGCAACUUCGUUUGGCUGUGCAGUUCCUGUCUGA